This is a messenger RNA of Dunckerocampus dactyliophorus (ringed pipefish), 4922 nucleotides long. It is a transcript of the gene map3k2, whose product is annotated as mitogen-activated protein kinase kinase kinase 2. Bases 371 to 2368 code for a protein of 665 amino acids. The record is from RefSeq and is a predicted model, not a curated record. Gene Ontology annotation, molecular function: protein binding; ATP binding; protein kinase activity. Lineage: Eukaryota; Metazoa; Chordata; Actinopteri; Syngnathiformes; Syngnathidae. The transcript has 17 exons. Gene Ontology annotation, biological process: protein phosphorylation.
UCGCUGUCAACAAUCCAGUACCUUGAUGCAGAUGAGGCCACACAGCAAGCAAAGCUAUCCUAGGCAGCCAACACAACGAAAAGUAGCACAAAAUGGCAGCUCUUCCGUAACUUCGUUUUUCUAACAGCACGGAGAAGGGGCUACACCACCGGAUGAAUGGUACAUUUGUAUGCCAGGAGAUACAUUGAUGGUUAAAGUGACAGCCCGAGGGCCUCGUCGUCGUGUUCCAACAGCACUCGAGUGAAGUUGCCAGCGGAGUGCCAAACUUCGGCUUCCCCCAGCGGCUCUCCGCGGGGCCCGGUGCGCGAGUCACCGGCCCUGUGGAUGAGGGAGUAAAUAGAAUUCCGUACAGGAGGAAGGAAUCCCUUUGAUGGGAGAAUCCUCUUGCCUGGACUGUUGGGUCAAUAGCCGUGUCAUUAUGAUGGAUGAGCAGGAGGCGCUGCAGUCAAUCAUGCAGGACCUGGCAGAACUGCACCGCUCCAGCCGUCCUGCCGGCUUCAUGUCGGACCUGAGCAAACCCAAAGCCUCCUCGCCCAAGAACCUGAAUGACGUCAGAGUGAAGUUCGAGUUUAAAGGCGAGAAGAGAAUUUUGCAAUUCCGUCGACCCAUCAAGUUGGAUGACUUGAGGGCAAAAGCUAAGGUGGCUUUUGGUCAGGCGAUGGACCUUCACUACAGCAACAACGAGCUGGUGAUUCCUCUGACCGUUCAGGAUGACCUGGACAAGGCGGUGGAGCUACUGGAUCGGAGCAUUCACAUGAAGAGCCUGAAGAUCCUCUUGGUGCUGCAGAUCUCUUCACAGAACUCUUCCUGCAAUAUGGGCCUUCUGCCGUCCUGUGAGGAGUUGGACAACACAGGAUUCAGAGUCCCAGACAAGAAGAGCAUGCUUGGAUCAUUAGGGUCUCAUUCGACGGACCGCAGCUCUCCUCCGCCUGGAUAUAUUCCUGAUGCACUCCAGCAGGUGGCGAGGAAUGGCUCCUUCACAAGUAUCAACAGCGAAGGAGAGUUCAUUCCAGAGAGCAUGGACCAGAUGUUGGACCCGUUGAGCAUGAGCAGUCCAGAAAAUUCUGCGUCUGGAAGUUGUCCUUCUUUGGACAGCCCUCUGGACAGCGACUACCCAAAGUCAAGGAUGCCGAGAGCACAGAGCUACCCUGACAACCACCAGGACUUUCCAGGUGCAGCGCUCCUUAUCCCCGCUUCUGCAGAGUACGACAUCCCAGUCUUUGACAAGACAGGAAAAGGAGGCACAUAUCCUCGGCGAUACGGCAUUCCCUUCGGCUUGCAGGAUUACAGUGAUGGGAGGAAGACAUUCCCUCGUGCUCGGCGAACACAGGCACACGGUCUCCGCUCACCUGUCAGCUUCAGCCCCACGGAGCAGUCUCCCAGCACCAGCAGCGGCAGCAGUGUCUUUACCCCCGACCUGGAAGAUGCUGCUGGGCCUGCCAGGCGGCCACGAAGAGGAAGUGACAUUGAAGUCAAUCAGUCGACCACCCCAAGCUUGACAGUCAUGGACAUCAGUCCGCCCAGCCGCUCACCACGAGCGCCCACCAACUGGCGUCUGGGGAAGCUGCUUGGCCAGGGUGCCUUCGGACGGGUUUUCCUUUGCUAUGACGCUGAUACUGGACGGGAACUGGCUGUCAAACAGGUCCAGUUUGAUCCAGAGAGUCCUGAGACGAGCAAGGAGGUGAGUGCGCUGGAGUGCGAAAUUCAGCUGCUGAAAAACCUUUGUCACGAGCGCAUCGUGCAAUACUACGGCUGUCUGCGAGAUACCUUGGAACGAACGCUCUCCAUCUUCAUGGAGUACAUGCCUGGAGGUUCCAUAAAGGACCAAGUGAAGUCCUAUGGCGCACUGACAGAGAAUGUGACACGUCGUUACACUCGGCAGAUUCUUGAAGGUGUUUCCUACCUUCACAGCAACAUGAUCGUUCACAGGGACAUCAAAGGUGAUGCCUGUGUCAUUGUGUUAUCUCCAGGGGCCAAUAUCCUCAGAGACUCUGUCGGAAAUGUGAAGUUGGGCGACUUUGGGGCCAGUCGGCGGCUGCAGACCAUCUGUCUGUCAGGAACAGGAAUCAAGUCGGUGACCGGCACCCCUUACUGGAUGAGCCCGGAAGUAAUUAGUGGCGAGGGUUACGGCAGGAAGGCUGACAUCUGGAGUGUUGGCUGCACUGUUGUGGAAAUGCUGACCCAACGACCCCCCUGGGCGGAGUUCGAGGCCAUGGCGGCGAUCUUUAAGAUUGCCACGCAGCCCACCAACCCUGUGCUGCCAGCUCACGUGUCGGACCACUGCAGGGAGUUUCUCAAACGUAUCUUUGUGGAGACCAAGCAGCGUCCGUCUGCAGAUGAGCUGCUGAGGCACAUCUUUGUACAUUAAGAUGAGAGCGGCUUAGCCUGACAGCACACCCACUUCUAAAGCCGGGCUUGCUUGCUGUAACCAUAUUGGACCAGGAAGAUGGUUGGGUGCUUCCAGGCCUCUUUGUAUGAAACUGCUGAAGACACAAGUCUUCUCUUUUUGCACCUUACUUUCUCAAACAAGGAGGAAUCAAGCGCGAUCUCAGAACUCUCAGAAAACAGCUCCCCUUUUUUUAAUGCCCUCUCUUCAAAUGUUGGUGUCGUUGUUGUGGACCAGACCCCAGAAUGUAGUCUCCUGCCUGUGAUGACCUGGACUUGCUGCUAAAAAAAAACCCCAUGCAGACAACACCUUCCACUCACCUGCCUUCAUCUCGCCUUCUUUUUCGGUCGCCAUUUUGCCAUGUGCCUUUUUUUCAGUUUCUCCACAUUGCCUGAAUGAGUUUGUCGUCGUCGCAUUAUGUCACACAUGUUGGCUCCAAGUCCUGCCGCUGGCUAGCCCGCACACGCACACACACACACACAAUAUCUCAUAGAUGCAAGAAAGCCUGCUUCAGUCACUGUAAUUUUCACACAUACAAAAAACUGUAAGACCUUGAAUGAAACCCUCAGCUGUGUUGCAGUCUAGGGCUGCUAAGUAUUUGAUCCCCUGCUUAGUAAGUUUACCAAUCUGCAAAGACAAUCCAUAAUUCUUUAUGGUAGAGAGACAGAAUGUGAAACCAAUCCAGAAAAAACACAAAGAAAAAUUCAUUUGUAUUUGAUCCCCAAUGCAAAACGUGGCUUAGUAGUUGUUGGCAAGCUCGGAGCUCAGAUGUUUCUUCUAGUAGGUCGCCAGGGUUGCACACAUCUCAGGAGAGACCUUUAGUAGAGAAACAGAAUGUUUCCACGUCCAUGUUUGCUAGUGGGGAUGGAGUUGUUUGUGUUUUAGGCCGCAUUUCUCUGCUUCCAAACACGUUGAGCAGAGUUUAUGCCAUCGAGAUCACUUUUGGCCUCAUCCGACUCAUGAAAUGUCUUCAGGUCUGGCAGGUGUGGAUUUUCUUGGUGACUGUGCUCACAACUCCCUUGACAUCAUUAACCAACUCCUCCCGUGUAAUUCUCUCAACUUUCUCACAAUCAUCCGUACCCUUAAAAUCUCGCUUGGGGCUCUUCUAUUUCUGAAUGAUUCCAUUCCAGUCUUGUACAAUCUCGUCCCCGCGGUCCUUUGACAGCUCUUUGGUCUUGCCCAUGGUGGUGGAGAGGUUAGAUUUUUGUGAUGUAAGUGUCUUAUCGACCUAACAAGUAGUUUUUCUGAAUUUUUUUUCAACAUUGUGUCUGUCUUGGUUACAAUAAACCUCAUCAGCAAGGGAUCAAAUACUUCAUUUUCGCGUAUGUUCCUUUUAGCAGUGACACAGUCGUGAGUCGCCAUCAGUAACACUCUCCAUCUGGCCUGAGAUUGAUGCCUUAAAUGUUCCUGUCAGUCAGCCAAUGAGAGCCACACCAGAGAGAGGUCUGCUUUAAAAGAUCCCCCACCACCCCCUGUUUACCAAAAAAAUGUACACUUGGCUUCCAUCAUACCUAACUAAAUGUUCCAUAUUGACCACGCCCUGAGCUUCAUGUAGUUUAGUUAAAUGUGAAGCCUGAUGUCUGCUGGAAUGACCACACUUGGUCUUGUAGGUAAAAUAUUCCAGUUAAAUUUUAGAGGGUGUUUUUGCCUUCAGCGGUCACUUGAUGGAUCAAAAAGCCACUAAUACACACUUGUUUCCCCUCCAUCCCGUUUUGUCCAAAAUGUACAAUUCCUCUUACGGCACUUAACAUUCACUCCGCAUGGCACUAUAACAAAUACUCUUCAUACAGUCAUAGAAACUUUAGUGGCCAUGUUGUGUUUAAACCUUUAAACCAGGAUGCACUAUCUUUGACUCACUGAGUUUUUAAAUGUUUGUUUUUUUAUUUUAUGUUUUCUGUAGUUUUUAUUUUAUAUUUUUGCAAUUCUUCCUCAGCUGUUUCUUUGCACAUAACAUAAUGUUCCCUCACAUAAGUGUGUGUGUGUGUGUGUGUGUGUUUGCAAUGAAUGUAAGUUGUCAGAUGGCCUCAUUCACCACAGUGGAUUAACGUUUCACUACCAGUAUUUGUCAGUACGCAUUCUCACUUGAGUGUGUGAAGCCACUGUAUGUGUGUGUGUGUGUGUGUGUGUGUGUAACUACUGUCUAUGCUCAGUUGGUGCCACCCAUAAUGCCUAAAGCGUUGUCAUCACGAGCGGAGGACACCGAUGAUUAAAACUUGUACAAAUGUAAAAAAGUGAAAUGUACCUUUUUUUUGUUUUUCUAAAGUCUGUUUAUGUGUGUCUUGUAAAAGAAGCCAUGUUUAUAAUUCUAAUUGGUUUGUGACCAAUACGCCUGUUUAUAUCAGAUCUGUAUAUCAGUGGUACGUAUAAUUUUUUAAUAUAUAUAUUUUUUAUUUCACUUGGGAAGAUUUAUGCAUGGUUGGUCCAGACAAAUGCAGCAGUGCCGUUUAAACUUUCUUGGCCAAAUUCUGCAGUAAUGCAACAGCUGUGUGUUCGUUAUGACAGUGAAGAAUAAUAAAAGGUAUUUAUUUCACCUGUA